This is a messenger RNA of Psammomys obesus (fat sand rat), 1453 nucleotides long. It is a transcript of the gene Pagr1, whose product is annotated as PAXIP1 associated glutamate rich protein 1. The record is from RefSeq and is a predicted model, not a curated record. Bases 456 to 1223 code for a protein of 255 amino acids. NCBI's taxonomy places the organism in Eukaryota, Metazoa, Chordata, Mammalia, Rodentia, Muridae. The transcript has 3 exons.
UCUCCCAAGUAGCUUUGACUACCGUGGAGUCUCCGCGCGCCAUUUCUCUGCGCCUGCGUACUGCGAUCCUGCCCAGCCUAGGCGGCGGGUUUUAGCUCCAGGUUUGUACGGCUGCUGAGCAGACGCGAGCUAGGUUUGCGAGGUCCGAGGAAAUGGCUCCUGGCCAGGUGUUGAAGAGGGCGAUGUGAAAGCGAGAAAGCAGGCCCUUCCCCUCCCAGCUCCGAGCGUGGUUUCCGCGGGUCCCGGGGAACGGCAGAAUUCCCGAUCCGUGGGGUGGGGUCUGUCCGCGCAGGGAUCGGAGCGCCCCCUCCUGGGGACGGUGCUCCGGCCGCGGUCAGCUGUUGACUAGUUGGAGAUUUCCUAAACCCCGGUGGAUCUCAAGCCUUGUGGGGGAGGCACCCUGGUUUGGUACUCUCGAGUCUCCGGUAUUUGCUGGGCUCCUUCUUGAGUGCUCUAUGUCCCUUGCCCUGGGCCAUGGAACCAUUGCAGGGAGCACAGCCGCGCCUCUCUCUGAAGAAGGGGAAGUGACUUCCGGCCUCCAGGCUCUGGCGGUGGAGGACACCGGAGGUCCCUCCGUCUCGGCUAGUAAGGCCGAGGGAGAGGGGGAAGGCAAUCAGGAGGAGGCUGGGCGUGAGGGAUCCAGGGCUGAGGAGGCACUAGAGGCUCCCAGCGCUGCGGGCGACGAGAGUGCCGAGGGGGAAUCGGAAGACUGGUGCGUAGCCUGCAGCGACGAGGAGGUGGAGCUGCCGGCCAAUGGGCAGCCCUGGAUGCCUCCCCCCUCCGAGAUCCAGCGUCUCUAUGAACUGCUGGCUGCCCAAGGGACUCUGGAGCUUCAAGCGGAGAUCCUACCCCGCCGGCCGCCCACUCCUGAGGCCCAGAGUGAAGAGGAGAGGUCAGAUGAGGAGCCCGAGGCCAAAGAGGAGGAGGAGGAAAAGCCGCACAUGCCCACAGAAUUUGACUUUGAUGAUGAGCCAAUGACACCGAAGGACUCACUGAUUGACAGAAGACGUACACCAGGUACCAGAAGCUCAGCCCGGAGCCAGAAACGGGAGGCACGCCUGGAUAAGGUCCUCUCAGACAUGAAGAGACAUAAGAAACUAGAAGAGCAGAUCCUUCGGACUGGGAGAGACCUCUUCAGCCUAGACUCCGAGGGCCCCAGCCCCGGCAGCCCUCCGCUCCGAUCCUCAGGAAACAGUCUCUUUCCCAGGCAGCGGAAGUACUGACCGCUGGUGCUGCUCCGGCCCACAGGUGCAGACUGUUCGUGCUGGGCAUGGCUGGCCUUCCCCAGCCCAGGCUCUGGGAAACUUGUACCAGAGAAAAAAGCCUCAAGCUCCCAGUGCAGUGCCUUGCGGGAGAGCGAGUGUGUGUUCUGUUGAGUGUCUGCUUGCAGCUCUGAGCUGGAUUUGCUGAGUCUAAUAAAGGAUGCGGGAUGAGCUUAGAAACUGCAGGUGAA